AUGGAAGCCAGGAAAGCUGAGAGCUAAAACCACUUUGAGGAUCUUCAUUAGUAGUUAUGCUUAUGCCAAUGUUUAGCCUUCUUCUUUUUCUGUUUUUCUUAGUUCUUCUUCUCCAGAAGAUACAAAAGCGAAAGCAGCGGCUGCGGCUUCCUCCUGGCCCUCGAAAACUUCCUAUCAUCGGAAACCUUCACCAAAUCGGAGCAAUUCCCCACCAGUCGUUUUUUGAAAUGUCAAAGAAACAUGGCCCUGUAAUGCUUGUUCAUCUUGGAUUUGUCCCAACACUCAUUGUAUCCUCUGCAGAAGCCGCAAAAGAACUCUUUAAAGCCCACGAUCUCGAUUGCUGCAGCCGACCUCCCUUGACGGGCACCGGAAAGCUCUCCUAUAACUACCUCGACGUCGCCUUUACUGCCUAUGGCGAUUACUGGAGGGAAAUGCGACGUCUGUACGUUACCGAACUCUUCAGCAUUAAAAGAGUCCAAUCCUUCCGGUUCGUCAGAGAAGAAGAGGUGGAAUUCCUAAUAAAAUCAAUUUCGGAAUUCUCCAAAUUAGGGACACCGGUCAACCUCAGUGAGAAGCUGAUGUCUCUCAGCGCCGAUAUUGCUUGUCGGGUUGCUUUUGGAAAAAGCUUCAGAGAAAGGGGAUACGAUGAUUUGGGCGCGGAUUUCGAAGAGGAGAUACAUGAAGCUUUUGCUAUGUUGGGAAGCCUUGCGGCCGCCGAUUUCUUCCCCUACUUCGGUUGGAUUGUGGACAGAAUCACCGGUCUCCAUGGAAGACUCGAACGGAAUUUUAAAAAACUGGAUGCUUUCCUCCAUAAAGUCCUAGACGAUCACCUCUGUUCCGCUCGCCUAAUUACAGGGGAAGAACACGAAGAUAUCAUCGACACUCUGUUAAAAAUAGGGCAAUAUGAGACGGUAUCCGGUACUGAAAAAAUCACUCAUAAUCACAUCAAAGCUAUUCUUAUGGAAAUAUUUCUUGCCGGAUCCGAUACCGUUGCCAUAAGCAUGGCUUGGGCCAUGGCGGAGCUGGCAAAGAACCCACGAGUGAUGAAGAAAGCACAGGAAGAACUAAGAAACAGCGUUGGGAACAAAGGUAAAGUCUCAGAAACUGACAUCGAAAAACUUCCGUAUCUGAAGGCGGUGGUGAAGGAAAAUUGGCGGCUGCAUCCGCCUGUUGCUGCAGUACCUGAGGAUGUGGGAACAGCUGGUGCAAUUAGGGCCAUGGCACACCACCUGACUGCGGAGGACAUUUUGUUGUCGCUUCGACAUCAUGGUGCAGCGGUGACUGCAGUGCUUUGCUCUGCUCCUGUGAGUGGAGCUUUGGAAUCAGGAUCUGGUGGUGGAAAGGAUAAAAUCAAGAAACCUGGACGAUGUGACAUCAUUGGCCUAGACACUACUAAACAAUUUUCAUUAAGGAAACAAGGGAUAGCUGUCGCGGUUCUUGGUCGGCUUAACAUGAACGAGUUGCCCUUGGGGGGAUCUAAACGUGUCGAUUGUUUCGCAAAUUGGAGCAGGUUGGCGAAGGCACUUACGGGUCAGUUCUCUCAUUGUUUCGUUGUUUUCUACCGUCCUACAAUGUCUACUCAAGUUUACAGGGUCAAAGAAAAGAAAACGGGUGAAAUUGUUGCUUUGAAGAGACUACGAAUGGACAAAGAGAGAGAAGGGUUUACAAUCACUGCAAUAUGUGAAAUCAAAAUUCUAAAGAAGCUAAAUCACAAGAAUGUAAUUGAGCUUAAAGAAAUUGUGAUUUCUCAUGGUAAUAUUGUCAAAUGCUAUAUAUCCAUGCAGCCAUUUCACAAGAGUCUCACCUUACCCACUUUCUCACCAGUUAGUUCACCUCCCCAUGAUGUAUUCUCUUCUCUAAUCCUCCCCAAAUCUUCCCCUUCCUCCUUCACCCAGUACUUUGUCUUUGACAACGAUGGCAAUCAUAGCCCACCUCUCGAAGAAGCUUGCCUCCACUAGAUCCCAUAUUCCCUUUUAACCCUCAAUUUUCAAAAACUGUUUCGCAUUGAUGGGUUCUGCGAUUUGGGAACAGUAGAUGCAAGGGGAUUUUGGAAUUACUGAUGAACUAAUGGAUGAUUAAAGUAACAAACAGAACAUGUAAUU
Rubroshorea leprosula is the source of this 2102-nucleotide messenger RNA. The record is from the annotation of a GenBank genome assembly. NCBI's taxonomy places the organism in Eukaryota, Viridiplantae, Streptophyta, Magnoliopsida, Malvales, Dipterocarpaceae.